AAAAGCGACACAUCCAGCGGGUCGUAUUUGUGGAGCUUGAAGGGUUCGGUCCAGCCGGCUGAUCCGAGCCGAACCGUGUCAGCGGUGCUGUAGACACGAAGAAGAGGAAGCUAAAGAAACCAACUCAAAGAGAUUUAAUUCACCGUCUUUAACACAGUCUAUCUUAUUCAUGCGGAUAUUUUAACUGCUACUGGAGACUGAUUAUUUUCUCAAUCUCGUGUGUAUUAUUACGCGUUUUUUUGGUUGUUGCAAGAACGUGGAUUGUGACACGAAUAAUUUGUAAAGAAGAAUCAACACCAAGAUAAGAACAAAUGGAGUCAUCCAACGGCUUCUCGUCCGAACGAAACAUCCUGUGCCUGUUUGACGUGGACGGGACUUUAACAGCACCUCGAGAGAAAAUCGAUCCACAGUUGGAUGAGUUUUUCCAGACUCUGAGGAGGAAAGUGAAGAUCGGCAUCGUGGGAGGUUCCGACUACUCAAAGAUAGCGGAGCAGCUCGGCGAGGGGGAUGAUGUGAUAUACAAGUUUGACUAUGUCUUUGCUGAGAACGGGACGGUACAAUACAAAGAUGGGAAACUCCUCUCAAAGCAUGCGAUACAGAAUCAGAUCGGCGAGGAGCUGCUCCAGGACCUCAUCAAUUUCUGCCUCAGCUACAUGGGGCUCAUCAAACUGCCAAAGAAAAGGGGAACGUUCAUUGAGUUCAGGAAUGGGAUGCUCAACAUUUCCCCCAUCGGCCGGAGCUGCACACUGGAGGAGCGAAUUGAAUUCUCUGAAAUCGACAAGAGAGAGAAGAUCAGGGAGAAAUUUGUUGCUGCACUGAAAGAGGAGUUUGCUGGGAAGGGACUGCGGUUCACUAAAGGCGGUCUCAUCAGCUUCGACAUCUUCCCAGAGGGCUGGGACAAGAGGCUGUGUCUGGAGCAGCUGGCCAGCGAAAGUCUGGACACCAUAUAUUUCUUUGGCAACGAGACAUCUGAUGGGGGAAACGACUAUGAGAUCUUCAACGACCCACGGACCAUCGGCUUCACGGUCUACUCUCCGGAGGACACGGCCAGGUUCUGUCGGGAGCUUUUCUUUAAUGCUCCACCCCAUGAGCCCUGAUGUCCUUGAAUGCCCCCCCCCUCAUCGGACCUCUUUAACCGCCUGCGGGUGUCUUCUGGUACGACAACAAGCAACACCAACCCGUAUUCUAACUGCUAAAAAGUACUACUGAUCAUGUCCACUUUACUAAUAGGAUUACAUACCAAUAGGCCGCAGCAGGGUGAUUUGACUCAAUGUGAGCAAUAAGUCCAGCUGCUUUUGUAUUUUGUUUUUUAAAAAGUGUUAAAUGUUGUGGUAUGGGAAAGUUUUAAAUUCUGUUUAAAGUGUAAGGGCACUGCGCUGUGAAGCAUGUGACUAGCCAAAAAAAAGCUUUAAAAUUCUUUAAUACUCAGCAGUGUUGGAAGUGUCGAAUGAUGUUUUGCACACCGAUCGUUGGUGUGGUCUUGUUGAACACUGCUGAAGAAGGUGACAAAAGUGAGAAGUAUUUGCUUGUGUUGGGACUCUUCCUCUGCGGUUAACGACAUAAAAAUGACUCCAGGUAUUUCAGUGUCUCUGCAGCUCUCUGAGCCGGAUGAGACCUAAUGUUUAUUUACUGUGUAAUCCCUUAAAUAUCAAAUUUCUGUUUUGAGUUCAGAUUUCUUUUUAAAAACUCAACAUUAAUCACUGAAGAGAACUUAACCAGUGAAUUAAGCUACUGUGACCAAGUCACUCUGCAAACCUGUGUCAGUUGAUAUGACAGCUUUGUAUGUAAAAUAUUUUUACGAGCUGGGGGGUCGUGGCCUGCACGCUGUAUGGUGACUGUAUGUAUCGAUGCUCAUUGCUAAUCUUUUUCAAUGUUUAACAGAUGCUUGAAGGGUUUUUAAAGUAACUUUUAACAUUUUAAAUACUGAAAUUUAGUUUGGUUUAGAAAAAAGAAAGCCUCCCGGGUUGGAUCUUUGUUGUAAAUAUGAAGCUUUUGAUGAAUCCUCAGCUGCAGUUCUGUGUCUGAUUGUGUGUACACUCCUUCAACAACAAAGACUUAAAGGAUUAUGUCGACAACACUUCUAUGCACAGCAGAGAUGAGCUUUCAACUGAUUAAAGAGAUCAAUCUUG
Pungitius pungitius (ninespine stickleback) is the source of this 2129-nucleotide messenger RNA. It is a transcript of the gene pmm1, whose product is annotated as phosphomannomutase 1. NCBI's taxonomy places the organism in Eukaryota, Metazoa, Chordata, Actinopteri, Perciformes, Gasterosteidae. The record is from RefSeq and is a predicted model, not a curated record. Gene Ontology annotation, biological process: mannose metabolic process; protein N-linked glycosylation; GDP-mannose biosynthetic process. The transcript is spliced from 8 exons. Bases 312 to 1097 code for a protein of 261 amino acids. Gene Ontology annotation, molecular function: phosphomannomutase activity. Gene Ontology annotation, cellular component: cytosol.